AUGGCCUUUAAAGAUCCCUUCCUACCCAACGCAUUCUACGAUUCUAUGAACAGAUUUAAGAAUUCAUCCAUUUUAAACUGUGAAACAAUGCUGGUGGCGACCGAUUGGUUUUCUGCAACUGCAGUGGUGCUUUUUGGGGAGGAAAUUUUGGUUACACUCUUUAUCUUGGGCUUCGAGACCAAGUGCAUGCGACAUGUUGGUUGUGUAGAGGAGGAGGAUGAUACUGAAUCACGAGAGGAAGAAGAGAAGGAAGAAUUGAAAAGCUAUUCAAGAAGAAAGAUUUUUUCCAACGGGAGCCGCUAUGAGGAUACAGAAAAAGAGGGACAAAGCGAACGUGGGGAAUCACAGAGAGGAACAGACUUCAAAAGACUGCUGUCAUUAGCAGGAGAUUCAUUUUCACAGUUCCGGUUUGCUGAUGAGAAAGAAUGGGAAAGAGAAAGCAUAUGCAAUAAGCAGCUGUCUGCACUCUCUAUUGACUGCCAGUCUUUGGUCCAGGCCCUUCAGGAAUUGCCUCUACAUGUGAGACUGAAUGUAGCUGCUGAACUUGUGCAGGCAUCGACACCUGCAGAGCUCCCACAGAUGAAAUCUAAAAUUAUUGAAGACAGCAAGAGGAGAGAGCUGCUAAAAAAACAAAGCGAAGCGGUGCCAGUCUCCCACCCUGUCGGUGAGUCUCUUGCCCCAUCAGAUCCUGGAAGUAAAACCGGUGCUCGGGCAAAUGCAGUGGAACCGUUUCAGCGAGCUCAGCCACGAUCAAAGCAAGAAAGUGACCAUUUGGAUGAAGAACUGGAUCUUCUCCUAAGCCUGGAUGCUCCCGUUGGUACAGAAAGCAGACCUGCCUCAGGUGCAUUAUCCUACAGCGCAUCAACUGAGAAACAUCCGAAAACGGAUUGUCAGGAAGACGACUCUUUAAAACAAGAUAUGCCUGAAGAGAAGAAUACAGCAUCACACCAACAGCAAAGUACAUCUAAAAAUGUUACUGAAGAAGAGCUUGAAGACUGGCUGGACAGCAUGAUAUCCUGA
Molecule: messenger RNA, 1020 nt
Organism: Apaloderma vittatum (bar-tailed trogon)
Lineage: Eukaryota; Metazoa; Chordata; Aves; Trogoniformes; Trogonidae
Gene: AVEN
Product: apoptosis, caspase activation inhibitor
Biological process (GO): negative regulation of G2/M transition of mitotic cell cycle
Source: RefSeq, a predicted model, not a curated record